AUGCUGGCGUGUAACGAGUUCACGACCCACGUGAUGAACCUGCUCCGGGAACAGUCUCGCACCCGCCCCAUCACCCCCAAGGAGAUCGAGCGUAUGGUGCAGAUCAUCCACAAGAAGUUCUCGUCCAUACAGAUGCAGCUCAAGCAGUCCACCUGCGAGGCCGUCAUGAUCCUGCGCUCGCGGUUCCUCGACGCCAGGCGCAAAAGACGCAACUUUUCCAAACAAGCUACAGAGAUUUUGAACGAGUACUUUUACUCGCACCUAAGUAACCCCUACCCUAGUGAAGAGGCCAAGGAGGAAUUGGCCCGGAAGUCCAAUAUAACAGUGGCUCAGGUCUCCAACUGGUUCGGCAACAAGCGCAUCAGGUAUAAGAAAAACAUCGGCAAGGCUCAAGAGGAAGCCAACCUCUACGCUGCUAAGAAGGCCGCAGGUAUGUGGUUCACCGGUGUUCAGUUGCCCCUCGAGCUUCGGCCGGGGAAGUCAUGGCGAAGCUGUGGGUAGAUUUUUUUUUUUUCU
This is a messenger RNA of Penaeus vannamei (Pacific white shrimp), 516 nucleotides long. The record is from RefSeq and is a predicted model, not a curated record. NCBI's taxonomy places the organism in Eukaryota, Metazoa, Arthropoda, Malacostraca, Decapoda, Penaeidae.